Filobasidium floriforme is the source of this 800-nucleotide messenger RNA. RefSeq lists its product as uncharacterized. The record is from RefSeq and is a predicted model, not a curated record. Gene Ontology annotation, molecular function: zinc ion binding; DNA-binding transcription factor activity, RNA polymerase II-specific. Gene Ontology annotation, cellular component: nucleus. The transcript has 4 exons. Gene Ontology annotation, biological process: regulation of DNA-templated transcription. Bases 90 to 656 code for a protein of 188 amino acids. NCBI's taxonomy places the organism in Eukaryota, Fungi, Basidiomycota, Tremellomycetes, Filobasidiales, Filobasidiaceae.
CUCUUAUUAGCUACUGGUAACCAGCUUAUUACAAUAGACAGAUCGUGAAACUACCAAUCGCCUGCUGCCCGGUCCGUGGCCCGAAGGCGAUGUCCACCCUACCUAGAGCUUGCACCCGCUGCAUCGGGAGGAAACGCAAGUGUGACUUCGUACGGCCUAAGUGUGCGAACUGUGAUCGUAUUGAUUCCACUUGCAUCUACCCAUCACCACAAAAGAGACGUGGCCCACUCGGAGGGUUCUCGCGUCUGGCAGAGGACAGGACGAUAGCCUGUGAAGAUGCUCUAUUCUUCAUGCUGGCUCAGCCUGCUAUCCGAGCCUGCUUGAGUUUACUGCGUGAUGAGGUGGAUGCUAUACCUCAAGCUGUCGACAAGACUCUGAGUAAAGAAGCGAGGACAGCAUGGUGGAGCGAUCAUCCUGUCGAUACGAUCUCUGCAUUGUUGUCUCUUCCAAUCGGAACUGAAGGAGUCUCAGCCUCCCAGGGACGGGUCGGGUCGGCAGUGGAUGUCGAAGCGAACAGCUCGUCCGAGCUCGAGGUGAACCAGGACGAACGAGAAAGGUCCAGUACGGAACAGAUGAAGGGUAUGCCUGGUGAGCUCGAUCCCGGGCCGAAACGUACUAUUGUGGGCCGUUUCUCAGCCUUGCAUCGACCUGAAUGAAGGGGGUCCUUUUCCCUCCUUUUCUGCCCAAAACACAUACGAAUCAGGACCCAGUCAUAUCUCAGCUUCACAGCUAUACUUGAGAACACGCCAUGAGGACAUCGAGGAUCAAGAUCAUCAGAAUGAUAUGGACAUGGACGAUCA